AUAUGAUUCUAGAAAAGACAGAGCUUGUCCUUUUAUUCCAUAAAGCUCUAAUUUUUUCAAUAAUAUUUGAUGGUCGACAGUAUCAAAUGCUUUUUUUAAGUCAAUUAAGACUACCAGGUUAAACAUUUUGCGGUCUAAAUUUAUAUACCAAUCAUUUGUACAGUCAAGUAAUGCUGUAGCUGUAGAGUGAAAUUUACGAAAACCGAAUUGACAGUCACUCAGAAGGUCAAAUUUGGUUAAAUAAUUGUAUAGCUGAUCGUACACAAUUCUUUCCAUAAUUUUGCUAAUGACAGGCAGAACUGAAAUUGGUCUGUAAUUUCCUGGCAGGUUUCGUUGGCCAUUUUUAUAGAGAGGUAUUACUCUAGCCGUUUUCCAUUCGUGAGGGAAAAGGGAUAGGAUAAUAGCUUGAUUGAAAAUAUAUGUGAGUGAAUCUGAAAUAGCAGGUGCAGCUAUUUUAAUAAUUUUACUGGAGAUCUUAUCAACGCCGGUGGCUUUGUUGCUAGAAAGACCAUGUAAAAGAUGGUAGACAUUGCUGACAGUGACUGGCUGGAAUGCACUGAAUUCUGAUUUAGCCUUUUCAAUAUAUGUUUGAAAGUUCAAAUUUGGAGUAUCAAUUUUGCUAGCUAGAUCAGGGCCAAUAUUUGAAAAAUAAUUAUUAAAGCCCUCCGCAAUAUCUUUGGUAUUUGUCAAACUAUUUUCACCUAAUUUUAACUCAUUUACUACUGUUGGUUUGGUUUGCCUACCUACAUGUAGUAUAUCGUUUAUAGUUUUCCAAGCCUCUUUAGGGUUGCAUUUUUGAUCAGAAAUUUUAGUGGAGUAAUAUUUUUUUUAGCAUUUCUUAGCUGAAUAUUAACUUUGUUUCUCGUUGUUUUGUAAUUUAACCAGUCUAUCUCUAGGUUUGUAAUAAUGGCCUUUCUUUUUAAUCUGUCCCUUGUGAUUAUAAGUUGCUUUAUAGCACUUGUAAUCCAAGGAACUUUUUUUGUUCUAAUCUUUUUAUGUUGAAGUGGUGCAUGGUUAUCCAAGACCUCUACGAAUAAUUUCUUCCAAAUUUCCCACAUAGCGUUAGGAUCUUCAGCGAAGAAGUAUACAUUUUCCCAGGGUUGUUGCCUCAGAUCCUCAUCAAAUUUUUGAUGAUCAAAUUUUUUCAUAUUUCUUAUCUCAACUUUCUUCUCUUGUUUUUUAACAACAGAAAUUUUCCUUAUUGCAAAUACCAAACUAUGGUCACUUAAUCCAGUAUGGAUAACACCAGCGUCAGAAAUUUUCUCUGGUGUAUUGGUGACUAUAUGAUCAAUAAGACUAGAGGUUGUCAUAGUUACUCGGGUAGCUUCAUCAAUCAAUUGUGACAAUUGAUACAACUCAUACAGUGUUUUGAUUUUCUUUGUUGGAGAAUUUGAAUCUAUGGUAUAUACGAGGCCUAUAUAGUAAAUAUUAAGUUUAUUCUAAUCAACAUUUCAGGUAUAUAACGAGACAAUCCGAGAUCUGCUAAUGCCUGGUAAAGCAUUGGAUAUCAGGGAAGACCCACAGAAAGGUGUCUGUGUGAGGAAUCUCACAUUACAUCAGGUAAAAGAUUGAAUGGAUAGUAACGGCUUAUUCACCGAUCGUGAGGUCUGUACUGUGAAAUAUCAGACCGAGGUCUUUUAGUAUUGACCUAGCGACGAAGGAGCGAGGUCCAUGCAAAAAACAGAGGUCUGAUAUUUCACAGUACUAACCGAACAGGCGAGGUCAAUAAUCGGUUUAUUAUAUGGCUGAACUGAGUCUGUGAGCAUAUGCUUUUUGUGCGAAUUAAAUCGGCUAUCGUCAGUUUUACUGGGUAACAAUAUACGGUAGGCAUGCAUGCUCAAUCAAAAACAAUUUCAUUGGUUGUUUGAAAUUUUUAUCUGUUAAUUUUAAUGACACACAAUUGGAAAAUUAAAAAGCAAAAAAAAUUUCUGUUUGCAAAGCAAAAUUUUCCGCCAGAUAGACGACAUCCGGGACACCAGUCCAGACACGGAAAAUACGGACCACGGUCCGGAUAUGGGUUUUUACGGACCGCUUGUCAACCAAUCAGAAUAGAGAAUUUUGAAAAGCCAUAUAUAACAAUACUGUAUAUUGCUUUAUUUGAAAACAUUUUUAUUUUAAUUUGUUUAAAUUAUUCUGAAGUAAACUGUUAUAAUUAUUAUACUAUACUGAGAGCAGGAUUCAAGAAAUUCCUUAAAUCCACUGAAAUCAUAUUGUGGACAGGUAAUGUAUUGUGACUAAUUUAGGAUAGAUCUUGACAUGAUCUUAAACAUGAUGGCAUUCUCGUACCCAGAGACCUUCUUACGCGCGGUCAACGGAGCGCGCAACGAGGGGCUCUGGCCAAGUCCAUAUCAAACUGGCAUCUGAUUGGCUAAAACGAAGGAUAUUGUUCUAUAUAUUUUUUACCAUGUUUUUAUGGUAUCCUGUUUUGGAUUUGGCCAGAGCCCCUCGUCGCACCGCGCGUAGGAAGGGCUCUGGGUACGAGAAUGACAUGAUGCCUUAUAACUGACUCGUACCCAGUCCCUGAAAUGAGGAUUGAAAAAAUAAUGGUGCAUGAUGGGAAUGAUCAAGGCAUCGCACAGUUGGUAAACUUACUAAACUCGCAUUUAUUGCUGGAGAUUCUAUCCUCCAACAUGUACAUGGCUGCAUGGGAAUUGUCCAACGCCGAGCAACGUGUGUCAGUAAAAUCCUUCUUAGGAAGUAGAGCAGAAGACAUGCAAGAUUAUUUAAAACCUUUGAUACGCAAAAGGCCGGACACAAUGAUAUUGCAUGUAGGUACUACAUUAUGGCAUUAAAGAUGACACCAAAUCAGCAGAGGUAGUCGCAGCGGGAAUUCUAAACUUACAGUAGGUACUAAAAUUAAGGAUAAUUUACCGCGCACUAAAGUAUGCAUAUCUGUCAGGAAAGACAAAGCUGCCAUUCAAAACAAGAUAAAGAAAGUCAAUGAUUUCCUUAUGCGUGUUUGUGGCCAAAAUAGAUGGAUUUAUAUAGAUAACAGUAAUAUAGAUUAUAGCAAUGUUUAAACAGGCGUGGGCUACACUUAAAUAAAAAGGGUAGUGGCAUUAUCAGCAGGAAUUAUAGUGAUUAUUUUAAUAAUCAUAAUUGAAAUACAGCCAGGCCAGGUAUUGAUAAGUGUGCACCAUUAAAUCCAGACUUUCCUGAUGUUAAAGGUUUUAAAAUGAGCAUGCUUAAUAUAGCUAGUUUACCUAAGCAUAUUGAAGAAGUAAGAAUCAUAUUGGCCGAUCAAUGUCUCGAUAUACUUGCUUUGAAUGAGACAAGAUUGGAUGACAAUGUUGGUAAUCAGGAUAUGCAUAUAAUUAGAUAAUUAUGAUUUAAUUAGGUUUGAUCGUUCUAGAAAAGGAGGCGUCUGUAUAUAUGUUAAAAAUUCUAUUAGCUUUUUCCAACGAAAAGAUUUGACCAGAGAUAAUCUUGAGGCUGUUUUCAUCGAGAUUCAUAAACCUUCUAGUGCAUCCUUUAUUGUCGGAACAAUCUACAUAUAUAACCUCCAAGCUACCUCCUCCGCAGGCGCUUAGGGAGCAUUUCGGGCAGGUUCGGAAAAUGCGGGUCACAGGCGAGAGCGCCUGCCGAGUAAUGUUUUCAAGAUGGCGGGUGCUAUAAAUCGAAAUUUUCAUUUUGACUUUACUAAUUACUAUUAUGACUUAAUAUACAACAUACAUACCAGCACUGAUUUAAUAGAUCUAAAUAAUAUUUAGAAAUAGCAUCCAGUGGUCUUGGUAGACUAAAAAGUACUUAUAACUAGCCACCGCUUUUCGAUGCCGAUGGAGACUGUUUUAUAAAGUGUUUAUACAAUGCAAAUACAACAAUAACAACAUCAACGAUAUUACAUGCAUCUACAUAUUUUGCUACUAAGCCUAUGAUAAGCCAUUUCAAAUACUUUAGAUAUGAUUCAAACAUCAGUCUGCAUGAAACAGUAAAAGCACAAUUUGAAAGAUGGAUAUGGUGAAAAACUGAAAAUAUAUUUGCAUAUUAAAAAAUAUAUUCACAAUGUAUUAAAAUAGAAGUAAUAUAGCGUCUCAUUGUUCGCUUGUUCUUUGUCUUUUGAGUGAUAAUAACACAAUGUCUGCAUGUAGAACUCCAUUACCACAAAAAUCUACAUACCAAGUCCAUUUCAAAAGACGAUAUAUUGAGAGUAUCGACAUCGCUGCCGUCGAACGACCAGCAUAACUGAUGUCAAUAUGUCAUAUGCCCAAAAAUACUGUUUCAUGUUUCAGCGGAUCAAAUUUCUUCAGAAUGUAAUUCGAAACAAAUCAGAAGGCCCAGAAGAUAAAAGACGUCAUGUCGCGGAUGGUGGGAUGUGGAUGAACAGCAGAUCUUGGUGCACUUUAAACUUAAAUAAUAUUUCUCUGUAUUUUCUGCGUUCUCGUAUAAAUAUGACGCCGGUCGUAUAUCGAUUUCUUUCUUUAUUUGCCGUAUUUCCAUUUGAUAUUUUUGUCAGCAAGUCCAGAAUUAAUCCAGCUUACGUGAGAAAUUAAUUUGAACUAAUGAUGGACGAAAUUUCAAAGAGAUUUUUUUGGAUUCCCGAUUCCUCUGUAUUUUCUGCAUUCUCGUCCAAAUAUGACGCCGGUCGUAUAUCGAUUUCUUUCUUUAUUUGCCGUAUUUCCAUUUGAUUUUUUGUCAGCAAGUCCAGAAUUAACCCAGCUUACGUGAUAAAUUAAUUUGAACUAAUGAUGGACGAAAUUUCAAAGAGAUUUUUUUGGAUUCCCGAUUUUCGACACAUAUUCCCGAUUUUCGACACAUUAUAUGGCAGGCCCUUCGCGCUUCGCUUCAAGUUCUAAAAGUGGCCCGCAAAAAUUUGCACCGCCCGCAAAUGUGCCCGGAAAAAGGGCCUGCGGAGGAGGUAGACCUCCAAGUGCUUCGGUUGACUCAUUUGCCGUAAUAGAACAAUUAGUGAAACUACUAGACGACGAGAAUAAGGAAUUCUACUUACUUGGCGAUUUAAAUGCCAACAUCCUAGAUAUUUCAAAUAAUGCCACAAAGAACUUAGUUUCAAUAAUGGAACAAUAUCAAUUAACACAAACAAUUAGAAUAAGUGCACCCACUCGUAAGACCAUGACUUCAUCUUCUUUGUUAGACGUUUGUCUCACUCCUACUCCAGAGAAGUUAAUUACAUCCAGAGUAGUGCCGAUUACUAUUAGUGACCAUUACAUGAUCGUCGUUGUUCGUAAAAUAAAUAUCCAUUGUAAACAAAAACGCCACAAGAAAGUUGAAUUUCGAAAUUUAAAAUAUUUUAAUGCCGAAAAGUUUCAUGCUGACUUGCGAAGUUAGGAAUGGGAAUCGUUAGAUAACCAAUCCUGCGUUGAUAAGAUGUGGGAUGUAUGGAAAACACUUGUUAUGUCACAGUACUAAAUAAACAUUCCCAAUUAGAGAGAAAAGAGUGAAGAUCAAACCAUUAGUGUUCCUUGGUUAACUAGAGUAGGGGACGAGAGUAGGAAGACGAAAACAGAAUUUUAAUGUGGUUAGGUGUAAAACCGAAAAAGGAAGGACAUCUUUACGGUACAGAGGUCCUAUAGCAGGCUUUCUUGCCAUCCUACUUUUUCCUACUUUUCUUCAACUUUCCUACUUUUCCUAUUUUUUAUUAAAAAUUGCUUGAUUUUCCUACUUUUUCCUACUUUUUCUCAUAAAAUCCUACUUUUUUAAGACAGCUUGGGGAAUCAGUAUGUUAUAGCUCUCGUAAUUAGAUCUAUAGGACUCGUAAUUUUUAUUCCCUAUUUGUAUCCCAGAUGAUAAGAUCUCAGGAGGAGAAGAAGUACAUUUUCCAAGUAUAAAAUUUCAUAGCAUCUCUAGAAUCAUAAUCAAUAAAUUAACGAAGACUUUGAAAGUGCAUUACCGACGAUCUAGACAUUCCAAAUAUUCAACUCCCCCCCCCCCCCCCCAGUUAAUCAAGCAUCAUAUAUACAGGGCUGUAGCAACCGGGGGGCUGCAGCCACCCAAUAAUUUGUUAAUAAUCCUUUUUUUUUCAAAAUCAUGCAGACCUUUAUCAUUUAAUCCAUGAGAAACUGCAAAGAAUGAAGAUAUUACCCAUACUUUCCAGCAACUUAUCCAAUAUAUAGUUAAUUAAAUACGCCUUCGCCCAUUUAGUACUACUAAAUUGUAAAUUUCGACAUACUAAAACGCUGUUUUCUGACCAUUAGAAUUCUGUCAAAUCUUCCCCCAAAGUCCAGUAAAUUGCAUUUCAGAGACUCUAAAUUUAAAAAUUUCCUCGGGCCUUUGGCCCUCGCUUUCAGCCCUCCCCCAAUCGAAAAGAGCUUCCUACCGCCCUGAUAUAUGCUACUGCCGCAGUGUGGAUUGGUGCAUUGUGUAGCCUAAUACAUGCAUUUGAAUUGUGUUGCUGCGGAGCAGAUGCCUUAGCUUUUAUACCGAUGCAAUUUAAGAGUUUUGAGAAAAAAAAUCCUGCAUGGAUGAAUGAGUACAUAAAAAUAUUGAGCACAAUUCACAUAAAAUUCACACAACUUCCCCAUCAGAUAUCUAAUGUCAGAUGUCUACCCCUUACCACAUAUAUCCUAGGGGGGCCAAUUUUGUAUAUUUUUGUGUUAUUUGAAUCUCCAAACCUCCUACUUUUGUCCUACUUUUCUACACAUUUUCCUACUUUAUUCCUACUUUUCCUAAAAUUCUAGUCCUACUUUUGUCCUACUUUUCUACACUGGGAUGCCAGAAAGCCUGCUAUAGCAUGGAACUAACUUGAUAAUGACACUAAGGCGAUAGUUAAUAAAAUCGCAUUUAGAACUAAAAUUAGGAAUAGUCCAAACUUAGAUAGUAUAAAUUUUCUUAAAGAAGCAGCUGUAAAUAACAACAAGAAUACUAAAGACUUCAAAUAUUUCUAAAUAGGUAUGAUUUUGUCAAUUUUAUAUUAGUUUAGUUUCGCAGGUCCACAUGAGCUUUUAGUUGACAUAUAUGUAAUUAACCUGCAUUUCAAAUAAAGUAUGAAUGAAUGAAUGAAUAAUACAAGUAAAAAACAAAUUAGAGAACGAGAUCGUCUUAAACUCUUUGCAAUAAAAUAUAAAUCAGAAAACUACUGGAAUGCAUACAAAUCGUCCAGAAAUCGCGUAACUAAUGCAUUGCGAGAAGCGAAAAUAGGUUAUUAUACAGUACAAUUUGAAAAAGUCAAACAUGACCCAAAACAAGCUUGGAAAACUGUUAAUAAAAUCUUAAAUCGAAAACAAAAGUGUCCAGAAAUAAACUCUGUCAAAACCCAGAAUGGAGAAAUAUCUGAUCCAACUGAGUUAUAAGCAGAAUGUUUCAAUGAUUAUUUUACUAAUGUUGGCCCAGAUAUUGCCAAAACUAUCGAUAACAGUAACAGAAAUUUUACAGAUUACAUAACUAAAGCAACAAGCAACCUUAAGUUCUAAGCUGUGUCUGAGUCCAAAGUAUAUAUAGACUUCUUUUGUCCUUAAAUCCUUUUAAAUGUACUGGAAUUGACAAAAUUCCAGCUAAAAUUAUUCGUAUCUCUUGCUCAGUAAUUGCAAAUUCUUUGACAAAGAUUUUCAAUAUGGCAAUUAGGAAUGAGUUUGUUCCGUCUGAAUGGAAAAUAGCGAGAGUCACGCCCUAACACAAGAAAGCCCCUGGAAACCUGUUAAACAAUUAUCGCCCUAUAUCUGUCCUUCCUGUUGUAUAAGUAAAGUUUCGAAAAAGUAUUAUAAUUAUGAACAAUUUUUUGAUUAUCUUGUUAGAAAUAACUUGCUACCCAUCAAAUCAAUCCCACGCUUGUAAAUCUCGAGAGACCAAUUUACCUAUUUUACAAUCUACUGGGUUCGAAUAAACAGUGCGGAAUUUGCACAUCGUUCUGGACCAAACACAUGUAAUUGAUUGCGCAUCACUUUUCCAAACGAUUUGCAAAAAACUUGGGUAGACCUAUUCAUGAACAUCCAUUCAUAUUUAUAAAUAAAUCAAAGUCAAUCUGUUGUCUUGACUCUUGUAAUUUAUAAACAUGUUGUUUUUGCCUGGAAGGUGUCAAGUUUUAGCCGCCAUGUAUGACGAUCGAACAUGUGACUGAUUAAUGUUUUGUGUUACGUUUAAAUACCAAAGAUUGCAAACAAUGUUUAAAAAAGUAUUCAAAUAAUUAAAAUAUUGCAGUUUGAUUGAAAAGAUGUUUGACUGAAUAGCUAAGACAAUCAUGAACAUAUUUCAUAAAAAUUUCGGCCCACAUUUAAAAAAAAAUGUUACAAAUCUGUCUAAUGAGUAAUGACUAAUAUUAUUAUUUCGCAUAAAUACAAACAAUAUAGCAGAUAAUAGAUAUAGCACAGCAACACAAAUAUUAUCGAAAUCACUAGAGUGGCACUCUAAAGUCGGUUUUCCACUUCGCCCGUAUCGUACCGAAACGUACUGGUGAGCAUGCGCAGACUGAAAAGAGGUUUAUAAAUCCACUUACUUACGGGUGUAUUCGCGUAUCAAAAUAAAAAGUUCGUCGCAAGUUAACUUUUUGGCGUACUACGGAAGUACUCACCAAUCGACAUUAACGACAUUUUGAAAUUUAAAAACGUUUUUGAUACGUUUGGGUACGGUACGCUUGAAGUGGAAAACCGGCUUAAUUUAUAUAGGCACUCGACAGUCCAAUUGACCAUUUAUCCCAAAGGUCGCGGGUUCGAUUCCCACCGUGGUCAAGAAAACCUUUCAGUUUGCCCGAUGUGGAUUCACACUCCGAGUAACACCACAAACAUCAUAUUCACCUGAGUACAUAACACCAGCACACACAAAAAGUAUUACUGUAGUUAAUUGUUAUAGAAUAUAGUUAUAAUGUAUAGUACACUACAGCAUUGGUCACACGACCACAUCAGCUAUGACUGUACUCUGUAACAUUAUUAUCGUGUAUAAAUAAUAUUAAAUGCUUUUAUUAUUACAAUUAUUUUACUGAAUGAAAUUUUUAUUUCCACGUAGCCACACACUGCUGAGGACCUGUUUGGGAUGUUAGAGUACGGUAACCACAACAGAAGUCAACAUCCAACAGACGCUAAUGCGACAUCCUCCAGAUCACACGCUGUGUUCCAAGUCUUUAUCAGACAGAAGAGUGCGGGUUGUGGUCUCAAAGCUGAUUUUCAAGUGGCGAAAAUGUCUUUGAUUGAUCUGGCUGGAUCUGAACGUGCCACAGUGACAAAGAACCGCGGUCCUAGGAUGCGUGAAGGGGCGAAUAUUAAUAAAUCAUUGUUGGCUCUUGGGAAUUGUAUCAAUGCUUUAGCUGAGAAUAAGGUAGGUUUGUUUGAAUGCUUCAAAUAGAAUUUCGCGCAAUAGUGGCAUUUGAGUACUUCGGCAAAUUAUUCGACUUCCAUCACUGUGCAAGGCUAGAAAUUUAUAUUCAUUUCGCUUUACACAGUAUUUAACAAUUAUUUACUAAAGUGGGCGUUAAUAGUGCAAGAAUAUUCGCGUCGAGGUGAAAUAUCCCUUGCACUAUUUACCGACUCUGAGAUGAAUAGUUGUUUUAGCACAAUACAGUACAAAAAAACAAAACAAAAUUGUAAAAAAACAAUGAAAAUAUUUUUAAAACAAUCCGUAUACAUUACUAUUCAGCUCACUCCCCAUUGGCGCUUUUCGGCAGUUACCGAUUCAGGGUGUUAGCCAGAAGUAAAUAAAAAUCCGCCUUUACCUGAAAUUGGGAAAUUUAUUUUAGCCUGAAGCCAGGCAUUUCUUUGUGGGUCUGGGGGCAUGCGGUUGCCCCUCUGAUUUUUAAAAUUUUUUGUGUCUUUGAAAUGGCAUUUCCCGCAUUUUGGGAGUAAUUUUGAGCAAAGGUAGUUAUAAACAUGUUUUUAACUAUUUUUUGGCUGACCCAAAUUGGGAAAUUGUGACCUCAAGGUAAUUGGGAAAACCGCGUUUAACGCGGAAUUUUUGACUGUAGCUAACACCCUGCGAUUACAUCAAUGUUACUUACUUAGUCUUAGUUACGUUAUGUUACUUACUUAGCCUGGACUAUUUAUCUUUACAACAAUUGACAUAUUACUUUCCUAACUGUCAUGUUCACCCUAAUCCACCCUGCCAACUUCCCCUGUGAGAGGAAACCGGAGCACCUGGAGGAAACCCACGACUUCCAGCAGAGCUUUGACAGACUCUUUUCACAUGAGUUCGUAGCGAGAAUCCAACGCUUGCUCUGACGACUGAAGCCCCAGCUAUUACGGCUUGGCAGUUCCCGUAGUAGUUGUAAACAAACCAUUGCUCACCAAUAUCAAGGGUAAAUUAACUUUUAAAAAAUGUUUUCCAUUUUUUUUUUAAAAAUCAAGUGAAAUCCGAACCACAUGAUAUUAUCUGGCUAGGCCUCAUUAUCGGAUUUUAAUGAAUUAAUGCCGGUAUAUCUUCACAUGUUUCAUAUUCACAUUAAAUUUUUGCAGAAAAACAUUCAUAUCCCAUAUCGCGAUAGUAAACUGACAAGAAUUCUCAAAGAUUCUCUUGGCGGAAAUUGUAGAACAGUCAUGAUUGCUGCUGUCAGGUAAGAUGACAUAGAGUAGCAUGCAUUCACAGAGCAAUACAUGUACUGUAACAUUUGGCAAUAGGGGCGCACCAGAACCAAUUUUUUUAAGUUCCGGCUGGAACUAGAAAAAAGUUUCGGCCGGAACCGGAACUGAUUGAUUAAGUCAUAUCUAGUCAUAUGUUACUUUGCCUGCUGCCAGACAGGCAGACAUUUAAGUCAUUGGUAAGAUACGUCUAACCUAGGCUGCGAACUGGAAAGGAGGGACUGCAGACAACAUAUCAAGAAACGAAAUAUACGCCCACUUUUCGCACUGCGCCUUAGCUCCAAUUUAAUUAUUUUGACGUUGUAAAAAAGUAACUGUUUAUAUCGUAUUGUUUUAAAAGUAAAAAUUCAAGUUUACAUGCAGUGAAACAACGACGUUUUCGUUUUACAAGCAAAAAUACAUAGCAAAUUAGUAAAACAUUAAAUUGUAUAUUACUAAUUAAACGCUUCAGACAGUAUGAAUAAAAAUGCUACGAGAUUUAAGUAAUAUGACAUAAUUUGACGGUUGACUUUUAAAUUUGAAAACAAUGCAUUUACACUGUACGUUAAUUAACUGUAACUUUUUGAAAUUCAAAAAAGGAUCUAUCAAUCAACUAUAUCAUCCAAUAGAGGAGUUUUUGUGUGGACAAACGCAUAUUUCGUUUCUUGAUGUGUUGUUUGCAGUCCCUCCCUUCCUUCUAAGGAGGGACUGCUCGCAGUCUAAGGAGUUAAAGAGUAGACCUAUGUCUAACCGAAAACUCGUUUACUGACACAAUUAAACUUGUAUUGCGUUAGAUACAGUAUACCUUUUCGUAUGAUGUGUAUAAUGUGGCAAGUCUCGCUGUUUAUGGGUUUAUAUUAUAAUGUUCCUAACCCGUUAACAGCGAACACGGACAGAUCGAUGCAUGGCGACUGACAAGAAAAAUGGAGGGCUUGUUGUUUGAUUGUAGGUUAACUAUGGUUUGAACUACUUUGAAGAGUCAUGAUCGCUUGGCCUCCCGUGGAGAAGGGGGGGACAGGGGUAUUUUUGGUUUUGGGACUUGAGUGGGAGCCCCCCCCCCAAAAAAAAAAUUUCAGGGUUUUUUUAUUUGGGGUAAUUCCCCCUCCUAUAGUCACAAACCCAGACAUCAUUUCCUAUGCUAACCUAUUUCCAAGUGAGGGGAUAGAAAUUAUGUCUGGGUUCACCAACGGCACCUCCCAGUAAUUACCUAUUUUUAUACUCAAGGUAUAUAUGCCUUACUGCUUACCAGUUAAUAUUAAUAAUGACAUUCAUAUUCCAUUUUGGGGGGGAUGCCCCCCCCCCAGAAUUUAGCUAUUUUCAGAUUUGAGGUGAAAACCCCCUGUCCCCCCCCCCCCCGCAAAAUACCCAGGGGGAGAGGCUGGCACCAACUACCAGGGUUCGAACAAAACUUGAUAGUCCUUACAUCUGAAAGAUAAAAUUCAAGACUUGGAUAGUCCUUGAAUUUCUAAAGAGCCAAAUAGGUGCUUGAAAGUCUUUGAGAUCUUUCUGUUUUAAUUUGUGGAUAUUUUCUGAAAUUUGCUUGAAAUUAGAAUACGGAAAUGUUAUUGAAUUGAUUCUGUUCAAAGCUGGUUGAAAAUUCAUUCAAAUUGUAAUUUGAACUGUUUGUUUAACGUCACUUUCGACUGAUUUCUAACGCCUUGUCGGCCGUGUACACACGUAUAAAUGUUACAACUUGUCGACAAGAUGUAUUCGCAUCAGGCUUGUAGCAAGCUUGUAACAAUGUUGCGACUGAAUAACACAAGUUGUUGGAAUAUCAUUGCCACAAGUCUGUUGCAGGUUUGUUACAACUUGUGCGUUUUACGUGUGUAGUCCUUGAUUUUCCUGACAUGUGGCCUUGAAAGUUCUCGUAAUAUUUAUAAAGAUUACACAUAAAAAUGUUCUUCCAUUGUGAUUGGUUGCUUUCAGUGCAGUUGCUCUUUCUGAUACAAACCCUGACUAUAUGACCGAACCAAGUCUUGCUCACGCGACCCAAUAUCCAUCAUAUUUAGGGCACUGUCUUCUCUCGUCAAAAAAUCUAGACAAUCAAAACAAUGCGAAAAGCGACUUUUCAAAGUUGUAACUGUUAAUGUACCAUUAUACACACAUCUUCGAUGAUAUUUCGCAGUGCCGGGUCCCAGCUCAAAAGGGACUCCCAAAGAAACGAAGGCCCAUAAAAUUUCUUGAUGUACUAUUUCAGAUAUGAGCAGCAGUGUUUUAUCAGAUAAAAGAUACGAGGCGAAGCCCAGUAUCUUUAGGCUGAUAAAACACGCGCUGCGAAUGUUUUAAAUUGCUUCAAAAACGAUAAGUUCUUUGGCGAAGUAAUUUUCAAAAAAUACGUUGUGUAUGUCGAGAAAAUCAAAGUUAAAGUUUAUGUCAAUCAAGGGAAAUCUCUAUCACAUAUAAAGAUACAACACGCUUAUGAUUUUUCUUUGUGUUUUACUCAUGAAUUAUUAAUGAGUUUUUGAAAAAAAAUUCUUGACUGAGAAUAUAAAUCCUAGCUGCGUUAGUGCCGGAUAAUAUGCAUUAAGGUAUAUUGUAAAACACCACGUACUACUUCCGUUUUCCCUAUCAUGUGAAGUUGUUUGAAAUUCAUUAAAUGAAUGUUUAUGAUGUCAUAGGGCUCCUUGGGAGAGUUUAACCCGGGCCCUGCGCAACAUUUCAGCGGCCCUGUCGCGUCAUAACAUCAUGAGAUGUGCAUGUUGAACUGUCCCUAAUAUCCUUUUCUUAUUUUCUCUAGUCCUUGCGGUUUGUCAUACGACGAUACGUACAAUACAUUGAAAUAUGCUGAUCGAGCUAAGAGUAUUAAAUCAAAUCUGAUUAAGAAUGUUGUCAGUGUCGAUCUACAUGUCAGUCGAUAUGCCAAGCUUGUUAAAGAACUCCAAGAAGAGGUAACUUUUCCUACAUUUAUUUAUCACCCGAAACACUAGUCUGGACAGCCCUUCAGGUAUCCGUUUGAAGUCGUGGCUAAUAAUAAUUUGGGUAUGGUUAAUACUGCUUUUUCUCUACUGCUCCGGCUAUUAGGGAGUUCAUGAAUGUAAGACGGCGACGUCAGGACGACGCGCUAUCAAUACAAGGACAUUAAUCCGAUAGCACAAAAGAAAUGGAUAAUUAAAAGUAUAGUAGAGGUUUUAGACGUCGUCCAAGCUCUGCAUAUUUUCACGUCCUGUAUAGCAUUUCACGCCGUGAUACAGGUAGGUAGUUUUUCUAGCAGAGUUUAUCAAAAUUUCUCUUAAGAAUAAAGCAGUCUGCUCUGUUUUACUCGUUCGAAACUAUUUUAACUGUUCAUGCGAAAGUAAAUACAAGACAAGAUUUUCAUAGAAUCAUUUAUUUCGGACAGUUUGUUUAGCCGUCGUCCUGACGUCGCCGUCUUGCAUUUGUAAACUCCUUAUUAUUAAUUGAUGAGUGAAGCGAGUAUGCAAAGAAUGGAAGGUUGAAGCUUCAAGGGCGCUGUGAGUUGAAUGGUGAGCAAAGGCUUGCAAGAUUUGCCUAUUUAGGGGAGGGGGUGAAUAGGGGUAUACAAAUCCGCAAGCUAUUUCCACAAUCCGAGCCAAAAUAUUAGAUAAAUCCGCAAUCCGCUGUGUUAAUAAGAUCCGCAAAGCCGUGUAAAAUAUUCGCCAGAUCUGAAAUCCGAACAAUAUUUUCUGUGAAAUCAGACGAUCCGAAAACCUAAUUAUUCACCUCCCCCAUUUAGUAUAUCCUAGCUUGCUAGAAACCGUUAUUCCUCAAGGAAAGAUGUGAUGAUUUUUAGGCAUCUAAUCUCACAUGGUCGAGUUCAAAACUGUGAAAACUGUGUUCAAAAGUAUUUUCAGCAUUGAUUUAGUAGGCAGCAUUUUAGAGUUCUGUCAAAGUCAAUUAGACAGACCACUCACUCACUCACUUUGAUAUUUGUUCACCGUAACAAGAAAGAUAGAGUGAAGGAAAUAGUUUUUCCACGAGACAACGGCGCAGAGUGCCGUUUCGCUCCGACUAUUGCCCGUAAAACAACUUGCCCGUUCAGCCAACCAAGAACCAACUUCAGCUUCCCCGUAAUGAUUUUACUCUACUUAUAAUUAAAUUCAAAUAUUUUGAAAACUGCGUCGACGUUAUGCUUGCAGGUGUACGUUCUCUGCUAACAUUAUGUAUAAAUUUUCUUCAAUAGGUUGGUCGUUUGAAAGAAAAUUUGAAUAAAUUUGAAACAGGUGAAGCGACGCCCAUGAAAAAGAGAAAGAUGGAAACACGCAAGACAGAGGAGGUUGAAAAGU
This is a messenger RNA of Paramuricea clavata, 14671 nucleotides long. The record is from the annotation of a GenBank genome assembly. NCBI's taxonomy places the organism in Eukaryota, Metazoa, Cnidaria, Anthozoa, Malacalcyonacea, Plexauridae.